Messenger RNA from Suillus fuscotomentosus, 885 nucleotides. RefSeq lists its product as uncharacterized. NCBI's taxonomy places the organism in Eukaryota, Fungi, Basidiomycota, Agaricomycetes, Boletales, Suillaceae. The transcript has 3 exons. The record is from RefSeq and is a predicted model, not a curated record. The coding region runs from base 1 to 885 and encodes 294 amino acids.
AUGUCGCUAAUGGGUAAUUUAACAGCGGUGACCCAGGCCGCCGUGCGUCUGGCAUUAUCAAAGACCGAGGCAAAAGAAAUCGAGCGUGGUGAACACAUGUCCCUGGACGAUGAUGUAUUACCAUUGGUCCUUAUCUCAUCGGGAAUAGAACUAGAGAGUCAGCAGUGCGUAUACGCAUUAUUUGCACUCACAGCUGAAUCGGCUCUGCCUAGACAACGUGUUGAGUUUGAGGGGAAGAGCAUCAGACAGCAUGCCACGAACACUCAAAAAGCCAAGAUACUUCAGCACAUCAAUACCCUCCGCCGCAGAAUUGAUACCUGGUCCCGUGUACAACUGCUGUAUAUGCCCUGUGUCUCCUGCCUGAGAUCGCCCGAUGACAUUACCUCCGAGGACAAGGUCCACAAGAUUCAUCUUUUUCUUCCUUCUUCGCUACCCUCAAGCUUCCCAUGCGACGUUCACUUGCUAAGGUAUGAAUGGGAUUUACGUAAAGCCCAAGAAAAUGAUGCUCUCAGCGAACUCCGCACUGUCAUCAAUAUGACCUACCACCUCUACAAGUACAAGGAUGCUUUUGUCCUAGGUCAGCGAAUACUCGUGCUCAAGGUAUUAUCCAUUCGGCUGAAAGCAGAAUCAAUGCAAUAUCGGUUGAGUACACUACUGCCAGAGAUGCGCUUGACGAAGGAUGCAGUCCCUCUCAAACACGAUGAAGGGAAGACAGUCAGCCAACAGAAUAUUUCAUGGAUAUGGAAAACGGCAGGGGUAUCCAACAAUCAGGGGGAAGGACUACAGGAUUCACUACGCGUGGAAUGGUGUAAGGCAAGUGCUCGAGCUCACCGGUGGGAGGAGGAAGUACUGCUUUUGCGUGAGGAAAUGCGCAAUGCUAGAUAG